Molecule: messenger RNA, 2351 nt
Organism: Scleropages formosus (Asian bonytongue)
Lineage: Eukaryota; Metazoa; Chordata; Actinopteri; Osteoglossiformes; Osteoglossidae
Gene: cenpi
Product: centromere protein I
Exons: 20
Coding region: 66-2279 (737 amino acids)
Biological process (GO): mitotic sister chromatid segregation; CENP-A containing chromatin assembly
Cellular component (GO): kinetochore; inner kinetochore
Source: RefSeq, a predicted model, not a curated record
AGUUUUUUUGAGACUGUAGCUCGUCGUCGGGACGAAGAAAACAAUAGUUACUGGAUUAUGUAGCCAUGGCGAAAAACUCUAACCCUCAGAGGUUAGACUUGGAUUCUUCCUCUGAAAAUGACUCUUCAUCUUCCGCCCGCAGUCAUCGUAGUCUGCGUGUGGCUGAGAAUGCAAAGAAAAAACGGGAGGCCGAGGAUCCGUUUCUGCUGGCGCUGAAGUACUUCUCCAAGGUGGAAGCUGGCACCCCUUGGAAAGGGAAUGACACAGUGGAGCGGCACCUUGCUGCUGUGGAGAGAGUGGGCCUCAGUCGGGGUCUCUCUCCACAAGCCGUAUCCAUCCUGCUGGAGUUCUCCCUGAGCCUCCGCAUGGGGUCUGCAAUUGGCAUACGAGUGCUGAAGUUUCUGGUUCCUGCCUCUACGGUUCCCGAGGAGGCCAUUAUCCGAGGCGUGUCUUGGCUAUGUGUGGAUAAGAUGCCAGUGAACAUGCAGGUCCUGUUUGUCCGGUGGGUACUCACUGUAUUUGACCUUAUUGACUCCAAGGACCAACUGAGGGCCAUAUACGGCUUCAUCUUCAACUUUGUCACUGAAGAAAAUCUGUGCCCCUACAUCUGCCAUCUUCUGUACCUGCUAACCAGAAAGGAAAAUGUUCGACCGUACAGAGUUAGAAAGUUGCUGGAGCUUCAGACAAGAAUGGGCUGCCAGCCAUUUCUAAUGCACUUGCUGUCAGUUUACAAAGUCUAUUGUCCAGAACUGGUCACAAUCUCUGUGCCGGCGAAAAUGAAGAGUGGCUUUAAGAACCACAACUCUACCUGGAAGGCAGCGCUAGCUGCUGUGCAGAAGAGCAGCACAACGGAGCUCCUCUCUGAUCUCCAGUUGAGUGUGGGUGUGAGUCAGCAGCCAGCUACCAGGAAGAGGAAGCUGCACAGGCACUUAACCAUUCCGGCUGUUAGCUCCUCCAUCCAGAGCCAGAGCAGGCUGUCUGGCAGCAAGGUUUUCCCACUGGAACAGCUUCGUACCUUCUCUCAGCUACUUGAGAACCUCCACCGCAUUGAGCUCCCAGCCCAGAUGGGCUCCUUGCUGGGCUCCACAGUGGCCCUCCACUUUCUGGACUGUGUGAGGGACAGCUCUGCCUUUCUCCGUCUCAACUUCUGGUUGGGUCACCUACUUCAUGAGGAGUUCAUAUUCUGCAAGGAUGGUGGCACUCAGGACUUGACAGAGGCUACCGGCUUCCUAAACACUCUCAUCUCCACGCAAUGCUUCCUUCAGGAGGGUUUUGCAGCCACCGAGCUCUUCCUAUACAAGUUCCUCAACAUUUGGGAUGGCUCACUGCUCCGGCCUGAGAUCCUGGGCCUUCUUAGCAACAUUCCUGUGGUCCCAUGCUCACGUAUCAAAACUCUUCUCUUUGAGCCACUAAUGCAGCUGUUUUUCACCUCUUCUCUGUUUUUCAAGUGUAGUGUCAUUGAGUGCCUCACCAACAUGCUCCUCAAAUGGCUCACCUGGCACUCUGUGUAUGCAUUUGAAGAUGAGUUGGACAUCAGUGUCACCAGCCAGACCCCUAUGAACAUGACACUGUCAGGGCUAAUGGAUUCUGUUGUGGAACUGGUCCAUUUUGUGGGCCGUAUCUCCACCAUAGGCCUGCAGCUGGAGGGGUACCAUAGCCUGCUGCUCAGCUUCACUUUGGACUUCUACAUGAUGGUGAGUGACAUGUACCUGAAGUAUGACCUGCCCCUGGUGCUCAUGCCACCAGCUGGAGUGUUCUACCCUGCCCUUUUUGCCACCGACCCUGUCAAUCUGGAUAAACUGUGCCACAUCAUGUACAGGUACAGAACAAAUCUGAUGUCGGCCAAGAAUCAAGAACAGAAGAUGAAGAAGCCCAUUGAGAUCAGCAGGAAGACGUACCACGAGUUCAACCAGUAUGUGGUAUCCAUGGUGAGCUGUCUCUGGAACUCCAGGGCCUUCCAGCCUGGUAUGGGCUUAGAGAUGGAUGAGGGACUUCUCUCCAGGAGUGGGGUGCCAGAGCCCUGGACCCGCUUCAGUUUGGUUUACCACCCGGCCUUCCUGGGCUAUGCUGUCGAUUUUCACGAAAAUUGUUGGCCAGAGAGGAUGAAAAUGGACUUGAGUUCUAUAAAGCUGGGGAAGCGCUGGGACUGGUAUGUGGAGUUCCUCUACUGUCAGGGCCUCCAAGGCCUCAAGGAGUUCAUGCAGAGCAGCCUGAGACGACAGUCGUCGGUCGGAGGGACGAGGGCGACCUCAGACAGCCAGUCCCAGCCCCCGUCCUAGUCCCAGCUCCAUGCCCGUCCCCCGUCCGUGGCCUGGUUGUGGACACAUCUGGGCAGAAUGGGCAGCAGACAA